Molecule: messenger RNA, 1098 nt
Organism: Arabidopsis arenosa
Lineage: Eukaryota; Viridiplantae; Streptophyta; Magnoliopsida; Brassicales; Brassicaceae
Source: the annotation of a GenBank genome assembly
CUACACAUUGCAAAGAUGGAUGUACAACCAUAGAGAUCCGGCGACCGGUGAUGCAGCGAGAGAGUUUUACGACGGAUUGCGCAGUUUCAUGUAUCAAGUCACAAACGAACCAUUUGCUCGUGAGAACGGUACAAUGUUCUAUCCAUGUCAAAGAACUGCGGCGAAGAUGAGAUGGCAUGCACAACAUACAACUAGAGAUGGAGAAAUAAUGCACCCAUCAGAUGCAAAGGCAUGGAAACACUUUCAAACGAUGUCUUUUUCUUGGAAUGACUACAACAGAUUUCUCUCCACGCAAGGUGUUAAUCGACCUCAUGUCCGUCAUGGUUCCAGUGCUCAAGGGACAUCACCGGUUGUACAUAGAAGUCGUACUGCAGCCUCGCCUCAGACGCCAAACUCUCAAAACGACCGAGCAGGAGGAUCGACUCCUCCACCAACCAAUCCAAACUCGCCUCUACGACCAUCCCAUUCAGCGACUCAACCACCAACUGGGCGUCUCAACAAUUUGACAUUGGAGGAGCUACUUGAGAAUCCGGGACUUGUAGCUACUGUCCGAAGUAUCUUUGAAAGAGAUUUCAAAGAACUUCAUGUCAAUUGGACACAAACUCCUGAACCGGUGAUUACUCAUUGGUUUGGGAUUUUUGCGCAAAUCUACAACUGUGACCAGUCCAUAAAUGACAGAGUUAAAGAUGAGUUUGAAACCAAGUUGAAGGAUAGGAUGUGUGAUCAAAUUUCUCGGUUGAAGGCAAAGUGGAAGAAUAAAGAGCUCUUCAAAGAAGGAUCGAGGAUAGACGAGCAAGUGUCUCAGCUAUGCUCAGGGGAUAAUAUUGAAAGCAUUGCUUCUGGCGGAUUGUAUGUUCAUGCCAAGAACAAAAUUAAUGUUGAGGUUGCUCCAAAGAAGAAAAGCAGCCUUUAUGGGGUUGGAUCAUUGCACCAUGAAGCAUCUUCAGCCCAUACUGGGCCACUACCUCCUCGUGAUGAUUCGGUGGAUAUGUCUCAAAAGCUUGCCCUCGCUGAAGCUUGUAUUGCAACUCAGGCAUAGAAGAUGCAUAGCUAUGAUGCCUAUUUUGAGUACCUCGCCAAGAAAAAUCCUGAGUUUGC